UCUCAAUGCCGCCGAAGCUGCUUCCAACUUUGAUCAUGAGAACUUAGCUUCGUUGGUGGUUGUCAAACGUGACGAGGGCAAACGUAAUUUCUUAAACAAUGGAUAUGCACCCCUUGUGACUUACCAAAACGCCAACGAAAAUAUCGCCAGCACAGAAGCCGCUAAAGUUAACUCUUUAGGGAUGGAAAGUCUUAAUGCCGCCGAAGCUGCUACCAACUUUGAUAAUGAGAACGCUCAAUCGUUUUUAGUUGUCAAGCGUGAUGAGAACAAACGUGCCUUCUUAAAUAAUGGAUAUGCACCCCUUGUGACUUACCAAAACGCUAAUCAAAACAUCGCUACCACCGAAGCCGCUAAUGUUAACUCAUUAGGAAUCGAGGCCUUUAAUGCCGCUGAAGCCGCUUCCGCUUUCGAUUCCGAGAAUGCACAAUCACUUCUUGUUGUAAAGAAUUAA
Acaulospora morrowiae is the source of this 451-nucleotide messenger RNA. Lineage: Eukaryota; Fungi; Glomeromycota; Glomeromycetes; Diversisporales; Acaulosporaceae. The record is from the annotation of a GenBank genome assembly.